CCAGUUUCCAGAACUGAUGUGAUCUCGCAGCUGGAACGAGGGGAGGAGUCAUGCGUCCCAGACCUUCAUGGCUCUAAGAAAAAAGUGCUCCCGAGAGCUGCCUGCAUAGGCAGAGACUUACGUCUGGAUUCUCUCGGUCUCCCGUCAGGUGUUGGGAUGGUGAGUGAAAACGAGGAGGAACCCCAGCAGGAAGAUGCUGAGCGAGUAGAAGCCCAUGGGAUGUUGUCAGGAAGGUCCAAAGGGAAUGAUUCUGGGAGCUGUGCACGCCCAGAAAAAACAAAAGCCUGUGAGAGUCAGCAGAGGCCAGAGGAAAACUUCGGUAGCCAGUCAGACCUUAUUACACGUGAGAGAAUGAACUUGGAAGGAACACGCUACACAUGCCUCGAGUGUGGGAAAAGCUUCAAAGGGAGCUCGGACCUUCUCACACAUCAGAGAAUCCACACGGGUGAGAAACCUUAUGGAUGCCCUGAGUGUGGGAAACACUUCAAGCAGAGCUCACACCUUAUUACACAUCGGGAACCACACGGGUGA
Caretta caretta (loggerhead turtle) is the source of this 531-nucleotide messenger RNA. The record is from RefSeq and is a predicted model, not a curated record. NCBI's taxonomy places the organism in Eukaryota, Metazoa, Chordata, Testudines, Cheloniidae.